Molecule: messenger RNA, 702 nt
Organism: Penicillium malachiteum
Lineage: Eukaryota; Fungi; Ascomycota; Eurotiomycetes; Eurotiales; Aspergillaceae
Product: mitochondrial 54S ribosomal protein uL16m
Exons: 3
Coding region: 1-702 (233 amino acids)
Biological process (GO): mitochondrial translation
Cellular component (GO): mitochondrial large ribosomal subunit; ribosome
Molecular function (GO): structural constituent of ribosome; rRNA binding
Source: RefSeq, a predicted model, not a curated record
AUGGGCCCUCAGAUCAAGAUGUUCACUGGGCCUUUGUCUGCCUGUAUUCGGCCAACAUGUCUGUCAUCGGGAUCCUUAGCGACCUUCUCAUUGGCACGAUGCUUCUCCAACACAUCUCGCACACAAGAUUGGCUUACUCCUAAGUUUGCUGAGAGAUCAAAGUCGCCUAAGGGUCGCCCCCAUGUCGCCACUGGAGGAUCAACACGAGGAACAACAGUUGUGUGGGGAGACUACGGUAUUCGCAUGAAGGACCACGAUCGCCGAAUGCCCGCUUCAGCCCUCAAAAUUGCUGAGGAGACCAUUAAGCGUCGAUUGAGAGGAAUGAAUUACAAGCUUUACAAGCGCGUGGCUGCCAACAUCGGUGUCUACACCAAGGGUAAUGAGCAGCGUAUGGGUAAGGGCAAGGGUAAAUUCGACUACUGGACUGUUCGUUUGCCCGUCAGCCGUAUUGUAUUCGAGUUGAAGGGAGAUGUUCACGAGAAAGUUGCCCGGGAGGCAUUCCGUCUGGCUGGUCACAAGUUGCCUGGUCUCUGGGAAUUUGUUAAGAAAGACGAUCCUCCAGUUGUCGGAAUCACCAAGCUUGGUAACGGUGUGACUCUCGAGUCCCUCAAGCGGGCUCGCAGAAGCCCUCCACUCGGAACCAACGAAACCCAAAACCCGCCUCAAAGUGCUUCCUCCAGCUCUUCUCCUCCCGCGCAAUAA